Messenger RNA from Clarias gariepinus (North African catfish), 8096 nucleotides. Its product is annotated as interleukin-2 receptor subunit beta. NCBI's taxonomy places the organism in Eukaryota, Metazoa, Chordata, Actinopteri, Siluriformes, Clariidae. The transcript has 10 exons. Gene Ontology annotation, biological process: cytokine-mediated signaling pathway; immunoglobulin mediated immune response. Gene Ontology annotation, cellular component: external side of plasma membrane; membrane. The record is from RefSeq and is a predicted model, not a curated record. Bases 1105 to 2697 code for a protein of 530 amino acids. Gene Ontology annotation, molecular function: cytokine receptor activity; protein binding.
CAUCUGUUGUUGCCUUUCCCAGCAUCACCUGCCAGUUCCUACAUUGUUACGGAGGGCGUGAGGCCAAUAAGCUUCCAUGUGCAAAAGCCAGGGAAGCAGAAAAGCACUGAGUUGUACCAUGUUAAUCUGGUUCAAACUGUUACCUGCUUCCUCCAUUCUCAGAACUGUCUAUCAAUAUCUGGUGCCCAAAUCAGAAACAUGAAAGUAUCUCCUGACAUCAGGUGCCGCACAUUGCACUGCAUCCUUCACCAUCAUCACCACCUGGACAAAUAGAAGAAGAAGAUACCUAGCUUUAUUAGCAACGAUUUGUCUUCCCUAAACAUACUGUAGGCAAAUUGCUCCAUCCUGGAAGCCUUUUCACAAGAGCUCAAAACUUAAUCAAAAUCCUAAAAUCUUAUUGUUUCCAGGUGUAAAAUAUAUCACUACAAAAAUCUAAUUUAAAUGUGAAAAUGAAUUCACAAGCAGCACUUGUCUAGUUAGCUAGCCAAUUUACUAUUAUAGUCUGUAAGCCUUUGGAGAGUAAUAACUCAUGCUGUGUGUUUUUUGUCAGUGGAGGUACUUUAUUAAAAACCUCUUAGGUGAUGCUUAGGGGAUGUAAUGUUGUAUGACAAGGAAAUUUGUUAAUUUUUCAUGGCUUUCUGCUGGAUCGUUCACAAUUUUAAUCUUGCUUUCAAUGGCUAUCUAGGUGAUUUUUACCUUCUGAGCUGUGCAAUUUAUACUGCAUUUAACUACAGUACAUUUCUGUGCACUUCUGUAUAAUUCAAUGUGCAGCAAUAACAUAAUCAAAAAAAAAAAAUUUUUAUCGCAUAUGAACAACCAAAAAGAUUUUUAGUGUUUGUAUUAUCUGCAAGAGACGUAUAAGGAACAGUGAUAAACAACCGCUCAAGGUAAUAUUUAAAUGAGCAAAAAUGCAUGUUAAAAGCUUCCAAAAUAGAUAAUAGUUUCGACACUGAGGUUCAUAUGUCCCUUUUUUUAAGUUUUGUUUUUGUGAGCGAGCACAGUUCCACCAUCGCACCUGAAACCACAAGAGGCCGGUUUCCCCCGCUGUGGGUUGCUGACCUUUUUAGCAGCAGAAAAACAGGUGACUGACCUCCAGAAUACAGAAUGAAGCAGAAGAUACAGAUUGGCCACAUUUUGAUGGUGUCAGUGUUGCUGUCGCUUGUAUCUUCAGAACUGACGUGCCACACUGACUACUUGGAUGUCAUUACAUGUGUUUGGAACACUUCGUCCAUGGAAGACAGAUUUCACAUAACACCAACCACCAACUGCUCCCUGCACAGCUUUUACAAUGUUGCCCCGAAACCUGAAAUACCUCAAGGUGUCCUGGAGCCUUUUGGAAGCUCACAGACAGAACAACGUAUAGGAACUCUUCAAUUUUCAAAAAAAAAAAUUUUGACGUCCGGUCCCCUAACUGUCCAAUUGUCUGUGUCUUGUGAAAGCAUGAUAGUAGAGACUUUACAUGAUUUUGAUCCACGAGAAAAUGUUAAGUUGUAUGCUCCUGAAAAGCCAGUCGUGGCAGGACCGAAUGUCACCUGGCAUCGUGGCUCUCCUCAUUCUAAAAGAGUCAAGGAUGUGAAGUAUGAGGUUCAGUGGGGUUUACUCAACAAAAACUGGGAGACUCACCCAGUGGCAACUACAUCUGAUGAGAAGUGUGAGUUACCAGAGGACAAGCUUAUCCGGGGGAAGGAGUAUGUGAUCAGGGUUCGAUCCAUUCCUGUAAGGUCACCACGAUUCUGGAGCGAGUGGAGUCCAGUUACUCAGUGGACAUCGACUGUGGGUGAAGAACCUCCACCUGAUCCUCCUAUACCAGAGAUAUUUAAAAAUUUAACCAGCCUUGCUAUACUCACAACAGUGGCAAUCAUUUUACUUGCUUUUUUCUGCUUCCCACGGUACAGAAGGAUUAGAAAGUGUCUGUUUGUGCCCUCGCCUGGGAAAUAUUUUGGUGAUCUUUUCUCUGACCAUGGCGGGGACUUUAAGUCAUGGCUGGGUCCUAUUGUGAAUCCUGAGAUGUAUAUCAUUGCUGAUUCAGAAUGCAUCUCACCUGUGACAAUCUACAAAGCCUGCAACUCUGAUUUGCUUUCCAAAAAAAUGGAAAAAGACAGCAACCUAAAAGAAAGCAACACCUCCAGUUUCUCCAACUCUACUUAUUUUCUGUCCCAGAGCUCAAAAUGUGCCAUCGUAGAAGAUGAGCUGGAGCCAUGUUCAGCAGAUUGUCCCUACGGACCAUCGGGAGGAGGCAGUGUACAAGAGAAAAUGCUGCCAGCCAUUGAUGAUAACAGCCAUGACUUUGAACUGAGCGAGGUCAGCAUGAGCACCCCUUUAGAAACGUGUUCUUCCUACAAGCAGCUACAGAAGCUGCGGCUGGACAUCCAGAGCCCGGACUCCGGGUUCGCUGGCAGCUCCGAGGAACAAGAAAGCCAGGAGGAGUCUGGAAGUGAAGGACUUCCCAGCCCGCCAGUGGUGGACAACACUCUGCCCCUCAACUGCAUCCUACCCUGCCCCAUGCCCCAGCUGAUAGGAUUACCUCAUCUAGGAAUCCCACCUGGCCUGGCAUGGAGCCCAUGGAAUAACCAAGCCUUCACAACCCUGCCUCAUGGCAUCUCUAGGAGUGUUUUUUUGGAAAAUUCUGGCGUCAUGGCUUGCUCUGGAAUACUGGAGCCCGCUAGUGAUGAUUAUAUGCCUGUUAAGAAGGUUUAAGCUUGAUCUCAUGUGGCACAAGUAUUCACAAACCCAGAAAAUAGGACAGGAACAAUGUUCAAUGGGAAAUGAACAUUGAAUGAACUCUGCCUACUUUUCUACUUUAGUCUUUGAAUGUUUUUUUUUUUUUUUUAUGUUUGUGCUCAUAUUUAUCUGUUGUUUCUAUUUUAGAAAAACAUGAACAUAAUUUACUGAAGCAACAUGAAUAUUUCUACUUUCUGACCUUGCUUUGGCAUUCUACCUACAGUAGAAUUACUAUUCUAGGGUUAGAACUUAGAGUUAGGAACCCAUUUAACAACUGCUGUGGUAAAUGUAGUCAGUCAGUAUCAAAAUGUCUAAACUCUUGCUAGCCAAGUGUGUUUUUCUAAUGCAAUGAAUGUACUGUAGCAAACUGGACAAAAGUCUGAGCUGACUUUGUGAUCAAGUAAGGACAGUCAAAAUGUCUGCAAUUAUCCUGUCCCAGAACAGAGACGAGCACUAAACCUAUAAUUCCUUAGAAUUUAUGUUAGGCAUCCGUCACAUAUUAUAAAUAGUGCCAAUUGGACCAUGUGAUUGGUUUUGCCAGCCCCACAUACAAUAUUUUUUUAGUAAAUUACUGUAAAUAAAACUACCUUUAAAAAUAAAACCCUACCACAGGUACUUGUCCACCUACUGGUAGGCUAACACUGUUCAUACAGGUGUGCGAUUAUACCCAUCUAUCUAUCUGCCUAUAUCAAUGCAAUCAACCUAAAUAAAUGAAGCUAUUUUGUUCUUGGCAACAAUAUAAAAUUUUUAUGAAUUGUUGUAAACAGUAGUGGAAACCACAAACCACCAUGUUCAACAAUAUAUGUUUUUAUACAGUAUUUUCAUAGAUAUUUUUCUGUUUAACUGGAAUUUAGGAUUUAGCAGUAUUUUUUUAUUUUUUUGUCUUUGUAUAAUGCCAUUUGUGUUAUUGUUAAUUGUUUUUGCCUAUGUAGAUUUUUCAUGGGCAAUAUCUGUUGAAUAUCAUGUAAUUGUGAAAGGAUGAACACCGACAGCCUUAAUGUUUAAUAGAAAGUCAGUCACACUUUUAAUUAGCUAAGCAUCACUUCUCGGUAUAAAUGGACUUAGGAAUAAUUGAACAGGGACAUUUGCAGAAAGUGUGUGUGUGUGUGUGUGUGUGUGUGUGUGUGUUUUUGUCCUGUGCUGCUAUAAAAAAUAUAUAAAACAAUACUAUACAACUGUGACAGCAUUGUAUUUGAAUUGUUUAUGAAGAUUGUUAACUGCUAUCUUGAGGGAAUGAUAGGUAAAAAGAAAGAAUAGUUCUGUUCUCUUGGUGCAUGUCUCCUUAAGACCUCUGGGAGGAUGCUCUGGCGUCAAGGUUGUUGGCAGCAGAUUCUUUGGGUGCUGUGGGUCGGACUUGAUUGCACGGUGGGCUGUGGUGCAUUGAAUGUUCUGGUGCCUUUCCGUCAUGGCCAGCAUGGAUUUCUUUAUGCAAGAGCUACAUUGCCUUUUCCGUCACCAGUUCACUGGUAUAUAAUUGAUAAUGAAUGGUAACAUACUAAUGUUAUGGCCAAUCAGUGUUGUCUGGCAUCCAUUCAUCCCAAUUCAAUUAUCAAUUGGAGACCAAUAACUUGCUACCAAGAGAUCCAUUGCUUCCAACCUACCUUCAUGCCUGCUCGCAUCAAAGAACAAUUCCCAUUGUUGAGGAACAUAAAUGCAGUUCCUCAGUUUCACGUAGUUUACAUCCAUUCAUCUAUCUUCCAAUCAUCUAUCUAAACAACAAGCCAUUCAGGGAUCCAUCUAUUCAUCAAAGAAUGCAAAAAACCCUACCGACUUUUCAUUCAUCUAAUGACAUCACUGUUGGCAGUUCUGCUUGUUGCUUUGCCCUUUUUUGGAUCUUAAAUAACUUAUCUACACUUUUUGGAGUUUGUGGUUGGCACUUUGCUUACACAGCUGAUUAGGUAGUUUUUCUUUCUCAGAAACGUUGUCUAUCACUUCGAAUAGUGUGAGUUCAAAUGACUAUUCAGCAGGCAGAAAUGACAGUAAGAGGUUUGGUUUCCUUUCAACGAGUCUUCAGACUACUCUGGGUUUUCCUGAAUGAAGCAAUAUUGUGAGCAAAGCUUUUGCUGAAGUGUAGAGCUGUCUGUUUCACUAGAAAAAAAAACAGGUAUACUGACUGGAGACUUGAAUGUAAAUGAAAAAGAAAGUGCUUGGUAGUGGAAAAUGUCCUACAUACAGUAUAGCUAGUGUGUUUCUUAAAACACGGUAAAGGGAGAAAAUAUGCUAUUUGAGCGAAGAUCAAAAAUUCAACACUCAACACUUACCAUAGUGUGUAACAUUGUGUCAUAGUUACUACAGAAACCUUUCAUGUGACGGAACUGAAAUAAAAGUCCCCUCGGCUUACUUAUCCUUUCCAUUUUUCAGCUAUCUAUCUGCAGGCUUUUUUUGGUCAGGAAGAAGCUUUGCUGAUCUCAUCUUUUCUUCAGGAAACAGAAACUUAGAAACAGUCUACAGUCAUGGCUAUGUCUAAAGUUAUGGGUAUAAAGACUUUAAAAGUGGAAUAAUCUGAAAAAGUUACAGUUUAAUAACUGUACAAUCCAAAACUCCAGAUUUCAUUAGAUGAAACAGUUAUAGAAGCAUCUUUAUAUUCAUAUUUUCAAUAUACUGUACUGCCAUGUAGUACGUAAAGGGCCGUGCAAAGAUUCAAUUGUAAGAAUUUACAAAAAUAGACAGGACAUUAUUUCAUGCUAUAUGGGAAAUAUUGUUUUGUCUUUUCAAGUUUUGUCUUGAAUGGAUAAGCAUCUGAGAUGACAUGCGUUUUUUUCUUAAUAUGGCAUGGCAAUGAACUAAUAAAUUAAAGUUAAUUGUAAUGUAGCUUUCUCCUCCUCCUCCGUCUUAUUAUUAUUAUCAUUAUUUUCUUAUUAUUAUUAUUAUUAUUAUAGAUUACUUGUAUGUUACUUAUAUGUUAUACUGUAAUUCGACAUAUUUUAUGAAACCCGCAGAUUUCAUGUGUAUUUGGUUUGAAAUUUGUUUUAAAGAUGACAUUUCAUAGGUUGUCUCCUUGCUACUUGUUGUCAUCAGUUAGAGAUUGAUCCAGACUAUGCAAGUACACAAUAAAUAGGAAGAAUACUCAUAAAAAUGACGAGUGAUAGGGUUUACUGUCUUGGCCUUGCACGUCUAUUUAUAAAAAAUAACUUUUGAAAAUGAUCCAAGUCUGUACUUUUAGUAUGCUAAUUAGGCCCAACCUCCCUUCCAUGGUACUAAUCACAUUUAAGAUUCAAGAUUAAAAAAACUUUAUUAAUUCCAGAGGGAAAUUGCAAACCUGCAAUUGCACAUAACCUGAGACCUCAUAAUUUUCUUCAAAAAACCACCAUGGCGGACACAGAGCUAACUCGCAAAAAAAGUUGCACGUUUUUUAUGAAAUCUGACAAGAAAACUCUUACUUCACUUACUUGGGUUUCUGACAUCUUGUUUGCUUUGACACCUUGUCACAUGACCAUUGUAUUUGUAUACUCAUUAAUAUUGGUUGGAGUGCGGUGGUGGCAGGCAAAGUGGGGCCGCAUGGGCGGUGGCUCCUGCAAGCUUUCUCGAACCGCUUCUUUCGUUGAUUAACCAAGCCCCUUCCAGCUCUCAUUGGCACAGCGUCAGACAGGUAUCUCCCGUACAACACCUGCCUGGGCGGCUUUCCCGGCUGGAAACGGAGGUCUUGAAACGCCUUUGAAGUCCCUGGGGUGCAUAGCAUCACGCCUCUCGCAUGCCACUCGUCGCGUUUAGUGUUUGCCACCUGACUCUUCUGUGUACAUCUCCGGACCCUGAACUACACUCCCUGCCUUGUUUUUAUAGUUCAGAGGGAAGCCAGAGAUCCAUUGACAAUGAUUAAUCACCAACCGUUCCAGCCCACCUGCAGAAGGGGAGGCCGCCUACCUCGUGAAGCUCCUGAGUAAGCCAGAAGUGAAAAAAAAAAAAAGCACACACCACAUUGCCCCUCCCUCAACUCCAAGCUCACGAUCGCACUGGCACUGCCUGCCGUAUUUAAACCUCAGCAUCAUUAGGGAAUCAACCCAAAAUUAACCCCCAUGUCUGCAUUUUAUUAGGAAGAAAAGGGUUAAAAGAAGGGAGGAAGGCAAAAGGGGAAGCAGGUUUUGCCCCACUGACAAGCAGGCACAAGGCUGAUGAGCGGUGGAGGCGGGCAGAGUGGCACUUUUGAAGUCCCUGGGCUGCAUAGCAUUACACCUCUUGCUUGGCACUUAUCACUCAUUUAGCAUCUGCCACGCGAUUCUUCCCGAGCUACACUCUCCGUCUUGUUUUUAUAGCGUGAGAUACCAAGAUCCAUUAACGAUGAUUAAACACCAGCCAUGCCUGUUCUACACUCAAGUUUAUAUGUAAGGCAUACCAGAAUGGCAUAAUCAAUAAAAAAAAACAUGACAAUAAAGUAAAUGAGGAAAUUAUUCCCGUUUAACUCCCUUCUUAUGCAGGUCCAUUGGCAGUCCUUUUGUUUUCCCCAUAGUGCAGGAUCUAGCUAAGUCAGUGCAUCAUCUCAUAUGCACAAAUUACAAUUAUGAUUGUCACAGGAGUGGAAACUUCCCUAUAAUAGCCAUUUAAAUCAGUGUGUGUUUAUGCAGCCAAACAUAGGAUACAGGUAAUUUCAGUUAUCAUUUGGUUUUAAAAAGAAGUCAAACAACUAUGUGAUAAUAAAUCACUUUAUGUAACCACUAUUCUUAAAUAAGAAAAAAAUAUUUUGCAUUAUCAGUCAUAUCAGCUUAUAAUAGGCUUCAAUUCAUUGGACCAGUCACAUUCAGUUUUACAGUGUGACUAUAAAACCGUGUGCUAAGCUUCCUUUGCUUAGCCAGUAGGUAGCAAGAUAGAUCUGAUUUCUGAUUGAGUUAUAUUUAGACAGGCUUUCCAUCUGAAAAUACGGUCGAACAGGCUGAAAAUAUGACAAUGCAAAUUGCCUUUGUAAUACUGAAACUCCACUUGUGUCAAUCUGUGAAAAAUGAAAGGCAUGAAACGGAAUGGAAUCAUUAGGUUGUUUCCAGUUUGCAUAUUUAUAGAUGGUUUUGUAUGAGAGUAAAAGUUUACAGAUAUUACUAAGUUCCUAAGAGUUUAAGUAGGUUUUAUUAUUUAGUAGGCUCAUAAUACAUCAAACAACAAUAUCGUUAAAAACAUUGACAGGUACUGUUAUGUGUUGCACUAUGGUUCUAAAGAAUAUCCAAAUCAAUUGAAUUCAGUCACUAACUCAUUCUCUGUAUUGCUUAUCUGUACAGGGAGCCAAGUCAGGAGACACAGGGCACUAGGUGUGAUACACGGUGGGCAGGAUGCCCUUCCAUGCAGCGCACACACACUCAGGGCGAUUUUGAAACUUCAGUUGUGCAUGUCAUUGAACUAUGGAAAGAAACCAGUGUUCCCUGAAUAAACCCACUAAGCACACAUACUCAAAG